Molecule: messenger RNA, 645 nt
Organism: Phytophthora sojae
Lineage: Eukaryota; Oomycota; Peronosporomycetes; Peronosporales; Peronosporaceae
Exons: 1
Source: RefSeq, a predicted model, not a curated record
AUGUUUCCGGUUCUCUCUCGCGAAGCGAAUGUGACAGGAAUUUUGCGGUUGUGCCUAGCAUCACUCGUGCAUCACGCGGAAUAUUUGCAACAGCCACCCAUGCAUUAUUUGUUUACAAGCCCCACUGUCCUUAGGACGCUUGAAGGCCAACUAGUAGCUGGAGAGUCUGUCUGGAUGCGACCAACGGGGAUACCGCCCUAUAUUGAGCUAUACAAGAAGCUUGACCAGCAGCAAAGGUCAAUUGAUGAGCUGCCUGGCAAACUGGGGCAGAGAAUGGAGCAUGUACUUGAGAAAAAGGGUGUGGCAGCGGACAAUAUUACGAGAGAGUUAUUGCGUGAUGAAAUUCGAUCGUUGUUAGACGAAGUUGGGCUCCAACAACGCCCGUCGAUCAACGCCGUAGUGCCAGCGCCAGUUCCAGUGCACCAGUAUCAUGUCUGGGGCGGGAAAUUUCAUGUGCUACCUAGAGAAUUUAGUUUUCCGAGUAUCGAUCCCCUUGGGGCAUGGAUGCUAUGGUGGUUCGGAAAUCCAAAGCUCAACUACCCCCCGUACAAAGGAAUACCAUCGGACGACCUGGAUACACUGCAGAAAAAAGCGACGCUAUCAGAAUGGUCAAUUAUGACGCGGCACAUUAUGAAUGGGAUCGAG